Brassica napus (rape) is the source of this 438-nucleotide messenger RNA. RefSeq lists its product as uncharacterized. The record is from RefSeq and is a predicted model, not a curated record. The transcript has a single exon. Bases 1 to 438 code for a protein of 145 amino acids. NCBI's taxonomy places the organism in Eukaryota, Viridiplantae, Streptophyta, Magnoliopsida, Brassicales, Brassicaceae.
AUGAGCUAUGAAGGUGUUGGUUCCGAGGCUAUGGAUACAGAGAUGAAGAAUGUUGGUGGCUCUUCUUCAGAGGCUAAGCUCACUCAGCCUGAAGGACAAACCACCGUCUCUCUCUCUCUGUGCCACAGUUUGCUAGUGAAGCUUGUGCAGCAAGCAAGACAGCAGUUGCAGUCAAUACUAUCAAACGCUGGAGGUUCUACUAGUACUACGCUACGCCUUGAACUCUUUCUAAAUGAGACUCAGCGAUCAGGAAGUGAGGAUGAGAAAUCUACUAAAGAUGCUGUAACUCGUGGAAUGGGCGAUAAACCGGUUUCUCACGUUGGUGACGUGCCAGAGGAGCUUCAGCUAGAGCUUGGCGAUAAGAAAAUGAGUGCUUCAGCCGUUGCUAGUGAAACAAACCAUGAUCAUUCUGCUUCAUCAAAAUGUGAAUUUGUUUGA